UUUCUUGAACAUUUGAUCCAUUUGUUUUUCUAAAUCCUUGCAUUCCCAAAUGAGUAUCCUGCAACCCCUUAAGCUGCCCCAUCGGUUUUCUAUAUGCAGAGAUCGACAGUAUUUUAUUGUUCGGCCCGCUUUUAAAUCACCCGCUUUCUCAGACUUCAACUUUUCUCGGCAUUCCGUAACUUCUAAAGCGGAAGUUUUUGAGCUGGAGUUGAAUUGCUGCUUCAACAAUAAUUGGUCAGCGAUUCAAUGCAAUGGAAAACAUUCAGGUCAAGAGGAAGACGAGAAUAUGAUGGCCCAGGUAUUUGCCAAAGAAAGAUCUAGUGCAUUAGCUGCACUUGCCUUAGGUUUGUUGUCCCCUUGUGAUGCAUUGGCAGAAACAUGCACAGAUAAUACAGGGCAGAUAUUCAAUAUGCCACUACUUUUUGGUAUAGCCCUGAUAGGAGCUACUGUUGGAGGUUUGCUUGCAAGACAAAGAAGGUUUGAACUGGAAAGAUUGAAUUCUCAGCUGCGCCAGAUAAACACAGCAUUGAGAAGGCAAGUCCGCAUAGAGUCAUAUGCACCCAACUUGAGCUAUGCACCAGUUGGUCGCACCUCUGAAAUAGAAACAAAAACUGAUACAAGAAGGGAUGAAAUGAUGUCAAAGUUAAGAGAAGGAAAAAAAGCUCUAAGGUUUAAUAAUCCAAAAAAAGCAUUUGAAGAAUUUAAAGCAGCUCUUGAAAUUGCUGAGAGUCUUGGGGAUGCCACUGAAGCCAAAAAAGCAGCUCGAGGAUUGGGGGCCUCAUGCCAGCAGCAGCGCAAAUACCGUGAAGCUAUAAAAUAUCAUUCCACGGUCUUAUCUAUCUCAGAGAAGACAAAAGAGCACUCAGGAAGCACUGAGGCUUAUGGAGCAAUAGCUGACUGCUAUACUGAACUCGGGGAUUUGGAGACAGCAGCAAAAUACUAUGACAAUUACAUAGAAAGGUUAGAGACUGAUUGACAGAUUGGGUUUGUGAUGAUUCAUUUUUUUAACAAGAGCUUCAUGUAUCUUAGAAAAGACAUAUAUCUCAAUCACUAAGGGAAUUGAUAAAUGUUCAAGGCAUCUAAGCUUCCAUGUACAAAUGUUUGUUGCUAGUCGAAGUGGGAAUUUGAGUAGUAAGUUUCAGCUGUUGUUUAUAUCUGGCUACUCACAAUUGUAGGAGAUCUGCAAAACAACAAUUCGAGUUAUGCAACUAUCCAUUAACAUAUAUUACCCACUACCCACAAGACACUUCAUUGUAGGUUUACUUUGAAGUUCACUGUAUCAUCUGUGUUGUGACUUGGAAAAUACCAUUUUAGGCAUAGGUCUAAAUGUGAGUGAUAGGUUUUAUCAAAGUUUGGAACUGUUUUUGGAUAUGCUGUAUAACUUAAGAACAAAUGCAAAAUGAAUUUUGUAUCA
Messenger RNA from Cryptomeria japonica (Japanese cedar), 1414 nucleotides. RefSeq names its product protein FLUORESCENT IN BLUE LIGHT, chloroplastic. Gene Ontology annotation, molecular function: protein binding. The record is from RefSeq and is a predicted model, not a curated record. NCBI's taxonomy places the organism in Eukaryota, Viridiplantae, Streptophyta, Pinopsida, Cupressales, Cupressaceae. Bases 50 to 976 code for a protein of 308 amino acids. Gene Ontology annotation, biological process: chlorophyll biosynthetic process. The transcript is spliced from 4 exons.